UGCUCCACGCCCGCCGCGCCCGGGAACCUGUCACAGUACUACAAGCAUGUCGCAGACUUCUGCCACAAGUUACCAGAAAACCUAUCAAUGGAGGAAGGCGCAGCAGUUCAGCCGCUAGCCAUCGCCAUCCACAAAUUUUCGCAACUUCCUCUUAAAAUCACAUAUCUCUAUAUUAUUUCAGAUGUAGUGCAAUCUAGAUUGGAUAUAGCAAAGCAAUUAGCUGCGGACUACACGCUUCUUAUUAAAAAAGAAUACUCCGAUGAAGAGGUCGUGGAGAAGAUCAGGGCAGCUCUCGGCGGCAGACCUCGGAUUACUAUAGACGCGUGCGCAUUUCCUUCAGCACAACGUGUUUCUAUGCUGGUGACAAAAAAGGGCGGUACCAUUCUGAUAGUGGGAGUGGGAGACACUACCGUGGAGGUGCCGCUGUCAGGCGCGGUGCUACGAGAGAUAGAUGUCAAGGGCUCUAACAGGAUACUUAACACGUAA
Papilio polytes (common Mormon) is the source of this 486-nucleotide messenger RNA. Its product is annotated as sorbitol dehydrogenase-like. The transcript has 4 exons. Gene Ontology annotation, molecular function: L-iditol 2-dehydrogenase (NAD+) activity. Gene Ontology annotation, biological process: D-sorbitol catabolic process. The annotation marks the transcript as partial. The record is from RefSeq and is a predicted model, not a curated record. Lineage: Eukaryota; Metazoa; Arthropoda; Insecta; Lepidoptera; Papilionidae.